Molecule: messenger RNA, 330 nt
Organism: Ostertagia ostertagi
Lineage: Eukaryota; Metazoa; Nematoda; Chromadorea; Rhabditida; Trichostrongylidae
Source: the annotation of a GenBank genome assembly
AUGAGCAGCACUGAGCGAUUCUACUUCAAAAAGGACUACGAGACCUUCAAGUUACGAUUCACCAUUUUCAAUUUGUUUCCACUGGCUAUCGCGUAUUUCUUCCCAUCACGGCCUAUGGAUGCGAUAUGCCAUUUCUUGAUGGUGUGGUAUUACUGUACUCUUACAAUCCGAGAAAGCAUUCUUAUCAUCAAUGGCUCCAAAUUGGGUUCCUGGUGGGUGGCUCAUCACUAUCUGGCUUGUGUGAUCGGUGGUGUGGCUCUUACUUGGCCAGAUGAUGCUUCGUAUCAGGCUUCCACUCAACAAUUCUUGCUGUUUGGCCCGGUUAUAUAA